This is a messenger RNA of Alosa alosa (allis shad), 6730 nucleotides long. Its product is annotated as UPF0606 protein KIAA1549. The record is from RefSeq and is a predicted model, not a curated record. Lineage: Eukaryota; Metazoa; Chordata; Actinopteri; Clupeiformes; Clupeidae.
UCGGCGAGUGAGAGAUGCUCCAAGAAAACGAGGAGGAAAAGGACAGUUAUCUCCUGGACAAUUUACCGUUAUGUUAGAAGAACUUAGAAAAAGUUAAGAAUAGACACUCAGCUGGUGUAAUAAUCUCGUUUAACGGAUAUGGAAGUCCCUGGACAAAUAUAAUCAGAGACAUUUCAGUAACUUCGGAUUCUGUACAGUCGGGAUGAAACUAGGGUUAUUCUGAGGUGAAGCUCCCGGUCUCUCUUGGCUGGAGUUGACGCCAGGACCAUUCUCUUCUGGAGUAAGAACUGAUAAGAUGGCAUGAGAGUCGCCCCAUGGAAGGCCUAAUGUUCGGCACGAGCCCGGUGGGGAUGCCCACAUGCAUCUUGCGCCUUUCAGGAUGCUGCACGUUCAUCCUUGGAAUAAUGAUGUUGGUUCCCAUGACGACGGCAGACGCACCUGCUAAAGACUGGCCAGUGAUGGCAUCCAGCUUGCCAAACCAGCUUCCCCUGGCAGUGCAGAACCAUGUCCCAGAACCAUCACCUGCCGCCUUACCAGCAUCAUUCACUGAGGCCUCCACCCAGACAGCCGUCCGUAUACCGGGGCAUUCCUCCUCCAUAGUUGCCCCCCUGCCUCCAGCCAAAGGUCUUGAAACAGAUGGCAGUAAACCAGUUCCCCUUAAAGCCUUCAUGCCCAGGUGGGACUCAGCUCCCCUUCAUGCUCCCCCACCUGCUGCCCCUGAAUCUGGGGAAGAGUCUGUGGAAGGGCCCCUGGAGGCCCCAGCCCGACGGCCCCGAGAACUGCAGCAGCCGUCAGUGCCUCUCUCUCAAAUCGUGCCCUCUUCAACAGCACAAGUGUGGUCCUCUUCUCCAUCAUCCGCUUCCUUUAUUGCUGUUGUAAUACCUGACCACAACAGCACCCAUGUGAGGCCUCCGAUGCCUCCCCCGGUGGAAACCCAGGCAACCAACUCCACCACCUCCUCAAUCCCAUCUGGCACCCAAGGACUAGAGGUCCUGCCUGCUGCCAUAACAACUGCCAAACCUCCUGUGGAACCUUCCGGUAGUAUAGAAGACCCCAGAGAUCACCAGUUGUCGCCGAGCUUCAACCUGAAUAUACAGAAUGAUGAUGGCACUCUAGAAGAGAAUCUUAGCCAUGUACUGAUGGGGAACCACAAAGGGAUGACCACUUCGGUAGUGCCCACCAUGGGUCCCAUGGAAGACUUCUACCCAACCAACACCAUGGAGGCGGACUGGGGUUCUGGAGACUACCAGGAGACCAUGUCCUUCUUGGGAUCUGAGGGGGACGACUACUCCCUGGUCUCCAGUUUACCCUCAGACAUGUAUGACUUUGAGGACUCUAACUCAGAGGCCUACGACACCUCUUUCCCAACUCGCGCAGCUCUGGUGCCUUCUGGGACUCUUCUUACAAGGUAUCCCAAGGAAUCCAGUGUACUUCCGGAACUACACGUCACCAGAUCACCUGUUUUAACCAGCCCAGUACAGCCGGUCAUGCACAUGACCCGCACACCCAGUUUUACCAAUCCAGACCAGUAUGAUGCCCAUGUGACCAACUCUCCCAGUUCCAGAGCCACCAGUGUGUUGCCUGGCUCCCCUGGUCCUACCUUACUUUACAGUAGGCCAAAUAUAACCAGCCCUCCUAGUCAAACAACCACAGUUUCCAGCAUAAACAUGACAGCUUUGCCCACUUUCCCUCCUGGCUUUGCAGAGCCUUUCACCAAUUCAUCCAACGUCAACAUCUCAAAUCCUCCUCUAAUCAGGCCAACAGUGUUCAUGCCCCCUCCUGGUUCUUCCACAAAGUCACCAGUCUCCCCCCAAGACAGCGUGUCCAGCCUUGUGCCAGAUUGGUCAGACGGCGUGACCAUUGAGCCCACAGACCUCCUGCUGCCUGACAUGAACAGCCUGGAGUACUUCACCAUCCAGCAGACCAAAGAGCCCAGCAGGCUGCCAGAACAAAGGCCCAACCACACCAGCCCUUCAUCCGGUAACUCCAUCACUCCCAUGCCCAUCCUGACCACUGGAGUUUUCACAGUGAAUCCAACUCAACUGUUUACUGCCUCAUUUGGUGAGGAGCUGCUCCCUGCCCACAACAGCUCUUGGCCCGAGGAAUCUUCAACGGAUACUUCAGGAUUUGAGCCACCGAGCUUUCCAACAUCGGAACCUGACCAGACGUCACAGCAAAAUACCACAUUUCUGGAUCCCUCCAUGGUGCUUACGCCCUCCAUGGAGCCCUCAGUGCCCAGCACAGAGUGGAGUCAGGGUGGGGGCUCUGAUUGGAUGAGCACUCCAUCAAUCCUGACAGCCCAAGUCAAUACUACAUCCCUGCAUACUCCUGUCCUGCCCUCAACUACACAUGGACAAUGGGACAUUACUCCAACUGUCUUGGAGACCCUGACCAAUGGUACCUCUCUCUUUCCUCCCAGUAUUAGCCCAUCUGCCACUGUUGGUGUUACCCCUGAGUCCUCCCAGUCAGACUCCAAUGCCACCACUUUCCCCUUUGCCCCAACACAUCCUGCCCCAAAUGCCACCACCAUCCCCCUAACCCCAAGACCUUUUACCCCCAAUGGAACAUCACUCACCGACAUGGCUGAUGAAGCCAUCACUAUGGGAACACCAUCCGACACCACAGCAACUGAGGAUACCCUGACAACCAUCAAUACCAACACAGCAUCGCUCAACAUGACUAUUCCCACAGCUGUAACCACUGUUCUAACCACGGUUCCUGACAUCCCUACUAAACCGCCAGCAGCUACCACCUCAAAACCCCCUCAGACCACCACCGUUCGAGAGUACCUGUGUAACAUCACCGACCCCGAGAACUAUCUGGUCAAAGUCGGUUUCUCAGCAGGGUCCACAGUUGGAUAUGCCAAAGCUAAGGUCCGUGAGAUCCUGAAGCCUGAGUUCAACCAAUCACUGGAGCUGCAGGUGUUGAAGGCUCCUCCAGACUUUGUGUUCCGGGUGGUGUCGGGUCCUAUUGUGUAUACGGCCAUCUCCGUUGUCAACGCACUGCGCCAGUCGCCCCGGGCAACCCGCAGCAUCCUCUAUGUGUCUGGUGUUAGCCCCACCCCCGGCCCACAAUACCAUUUACACACAGUGCUGCAGUUUGUUCCGAGUCACAUAGACGUGCGUAUGUGUACGUUCAGUGAAAAAAUAAAGAAGGGCCUGACAGCUGCCUAUGCAGAGGUCCGACGCCGAUCCCAAGAGUCCACCAACUUCACUGUGCAGAUUGUAAACAUCACCGUGAACGGCCUGCCCAAAGCCACGCGACAGCCACGGGCCCCAGUAGAUGUCGUGUUUUCGGUGCGCGAUGGCCGAGGCUACCUGGAGGGGGCAGAUGUGAGUGCACACCUGCGCAUCCUCAACAUGGUGGAGUUCAGUUACUACCUGGGCCUCCCAGUACUCCAGAUAGCCGAGCCUUUCCACUACCCAGAGCUCAACAUGACCCAGUUACUGCGCUCCUCAUGGGUGAGAACAGUCUUGUUGGGUGUGCUGGAACCACGGGUGACUGACCGGACGUUUCAGGCCAAGAUGGAGCGGUGUCUAGCUCAGAUACUGGGAGAGGCCCUGGGCAUCAGGAGAUUCAAGAGAGCCACCAGCAUAGGCAACAACAGUGUACAGAUUGUUCGGAUGACUCGUCUGUCUGGUCCUGACAGUCCUUUGGAGAUGAUCUACUUUGCAGAGGGAGCCAAUGGGGAGAGACUCCCGGCUGUUACUACGGCAACCACGCUCAACCGUCUGGACGUGCAGAGAGCGGCCAUCGUUUUGGGCUACCGUGUGCAGGGCAUCCUGGCACAGCCGGUGGAAAAGGUUGAUGGCUUCCCAGGCCAGCCGGUGGAGCCUCCAACCAGCACGUGGGUGGUGAUCGGGGUGGUGAUCCCUGUGCUGGUCGUGGUCCUGAUCACCUCCAUCCUCUACUGGAAGUUCUGUCGCACCGACAAGCUGGAGUUCCAGCCUGAUACCAUGGUAACGGGACCCCAGAGGCAGAAGCUCCAGGCUCCCAGUGUGAAGGGCUUUGACUUUGCCAAGCUGCACCUGGGCCAGCCCAGUAAGGACGACCUGAGGGUCAUCCAGGAGCCCACCGGCCCUCCCUCCGCCUCCGCCUCCGCCUCCGUCGUCAAGGAUACCAGCACCUCGGAGAGCGGCGAGCCCGGUGGUUUCUCCUCUGCCAAGAGCGCCUCGCGUGUGGGACGCAAGAAAGGACGGAUCUCCCCGUCGGAUGGGGACUCUGUGGGCAGCGAUAGGUCCAGUGAGAAGGACUCGCCAGCAGGCCGCCUCAGGGGGUCAUCCGCCCCACACGACCCCAGACAGCCGCGCAAGAUGGUCGCCAACGGGCUCAAUGGCCCUCCGCCGAUGAGCGGACCCGAUGACCAGCUCUCCUCGGCGUCCAUCUUUGAGCAUGUGGACCGCAUGUCCCGUGCUGCGGAGGGGACCAAGCGCUUGGCCAAUAAGAUCCAGCUGAUCGCCAUGCAACCGAUGCCGGCUCUGCCCACACACAGCCCGACAGUGGUGGACCGCGCCACCGAAAACGCCAAGAUAAACAAGGAGAUCCAGGUAGCGUUAAGGCACAAGUCGGAAAUCGAGCACCACCGCAACAAGAUCCGUUUGCGAGCCAAGAGGAAAGGCCACUACGACUUCCCCGCCAUGGACGACCUGACCGAUGGGGCCGGGGACCCCAAGGAGCAGGACCGCAUCUACCAGAAGGCCCAGCAGCAGAUCGACAAGAUCCUGGACCCGGACACGCACCUGCCUCCGCCCUUCACUGAGCCCAAGAAAAGUGGAAGAGGAAGGCGUUCUCCUAAGUCUAAGAAGAAGACGGGACAUCUGAACGGUGAAGCAGACCGGGACCAGCUCAUCACCGCUGAGACGGACGGAACAUACCGGAAGUACCCUGGAGUCAACAACUUCGCCUAUGUGUCUGACCACGAUCAGGCCCCUGACCCGUCCGACGACGUCUUCCUGUCGCCCAGCUCUCCCCCGGACGCCACCCCCCCUCCCCGUACCUGCCGCGCGAGCCCCAGCAUCGAGGGGCGGCAGCAGAUGCACUCGCUCCUGGACAACGCCUUCGCCCUGGUCUCGCCCACCGCCGCCGCCACCACAGCUGGCGUCGCCACAGCUGGCAUCACGCUGCCCGGCGUGGGCAACGGCCACGCGCAACCCCCAGCCUCGAGCCCACCCUCCCGCGGCCCCCCCAGGCCCUGGGCCCCCUCCUACCCGACGCCGGGGCCCAUCUCGGGGAGGUAUGGUGGUGAUAUAGGACUUCCCCCUCCCUCUGUGCAGAGUGUUCUUCAAAGACAAGGCUUGGGUUCAGGAUAUUUGCCUUCAACUGGUGAAGGUGUGAGUGGGGAGCAGCCUGCAAUAGACAGCUUCACCAGUAGGGGGGGCUACAGUGAAGAACUGUCCUCAGCACGACCUAGACCUGUGGGAAGCACUGCAGGUGGUCAGCUUCAUCACCUAUCACAGGUGGGUCUGCCCACCCGUUUGAGCGUAAUGCCCCCUAGUGGACGUCUCGGUGCACUGCAGGCUGGCGGCUACAGCUGGAGUGCCUAUGACGAUGAGUUCUCCAAACCUGGCAACCUCCGGGAUGCUGCUCACCGCAUGGGAGUGAGGGAACCCUCCGCCCCACCCGCCCACCUGGACACCCCCGGCCUGGGCUACCCGUCGACCACCGGCGCCCUUCAGGGGGAAGGCCUCCCAUCCACGCACUCCUCGGCCUCCCUCAUCAAGGCCAUCAGGGAGGAGCUCAUGCGCCUGUCCCAGAAACAGGCCUCCCUGCCCAGCUUCCACAGCUGAGGCUCGCCCCCCCUCUCUGGCCCCUAGCCCCUUCCAGAGACCCCAGAGCUGCCAGCACUGCUUCCCAUGGAAGCUGCCCUCCUUUGGGGGACAGGAUGGACUGAGGGUGGCCCUGGGGGUCUGGUCGUGGAUGAAAGAUGGGGGCAUCUGCACUGAGACUGAGACAAGUGACUGAGACAAGAUCAGAGAAAAGCAGGAAUUGAAGAAAAAUUGUAGCUUUGGAUCUCAAAUAGUAGCACUGUGCAUGUGUGUGCGUGUGUGUGUGUGUGUGCAUGUGUGUGUGUGUGUGUGUGUGUGUGUGUGUGCAUGUGUGUGUGUGUGUGUGUGUGUGUGUGUGUGUGUGUGUGUGUGUGUGUGUGUGUGUGUGUGUGUGUGUGUGUGUGAAGGACCUAUUGAGAAAAAGGGACCACAAAAGGUUUUUCAAAAGAAUGAUUUUUUUUUUUUUGACAAGGGGGACUUCAGCCAAAACCUGGUUACCACAUAUUCUUGUGGAUGUUUUUUAAAUGUAAUCUUUAAACAUUUGACUUUGAUUACUGUGCUUUUUUGCUUGUUUGAUUGUUUGUGUACCCUCUGUUCUGAGCAGCAGCUGAGGCUUCAUGUCCACGAAGAGCACUCUCAUUUGUAUUCUUUUUAUCUUGCGGCCUUCUGCCCUCUUGAGUUGAUGCUGUUACCUGAUUAUCUGCCGUUAAUCUGGCAGCACUGAAGCGUUCCUCGACACCUUAAAUACAUACGGUAUACUAAAAACCAAGGAAGAAUGGCUUUUUACUGUGUGCGUAUUAUAUUUCCAUACACUGUUUCAUCUGUUCUUAAUGAACUAGGUGCCCUGCUCACUGUCAUUUCUGUGGUGCUAACACUUUUGAUCCAUGAACCCUCAAGGGCAGGCUUAAGGCUAUAAGGCUAGACUUUCUCAGGCCAAGGUGAAGUCUAGACCUGAACCUAAACUG